Messenger RNA from Aphanomyces astaci, 159 nucleotides. RefSeq lists its product as hypothetical. The record is from RefSeq and is a predicted model, not a curated record. NCBI's taxonomy places the organism in Eukaryota, Oomycota, Saprolegniomycetes, Saprolegniales, Verrucalvaceae. The annotation marks the transcript as partial. The transcript has a single exon.
AUGCGCCACAUGGCAGCAAACAAGAAGCUGAUGGCGCGAUCAAGCCAUGUUAAACCAUUCUUGACGGACGCAAACAAGACCGAGCGCCUGCGCUUUGCGAUGAAUUUUCUCUUGCCUGGGUCAAAAGGGAGACACUUCUUUGACAAUAUGUACAAUCAG